UACCAACCAUACACAAACAAAAGCAACCAACGGUUGUGGCAUAGCAUAAGAUCAAUUCUCGUCUAGCUUAUUAAUAGGAAUUCUGCAAUAGUGAGAUUCUUCGUACAAAGCCUUCACCAUGCUCCUCUGUGAUGCGGGAACAGAGGGUCCUUUCAAAACGAGCACAUGCGCAGUUACGCGACAUUCGCCGGUAGCGCGAGAGCAUCGACAAGAAAUUCAACUGCGUGCACUCGAUUCAGACGCUGAGGCGGUGGCACCGCACUAGAGGAUUUUAUCGCACACUGUGCAAAUCACCAACGGAAAAAGAGUAUCCAGACAUUAAGAGGGUUCUGCAGCUUCAGGGAAGUUCAAAGUGCUCUAUUUCCAUACCGUACUUACGAGACCUUACCACAAUGCUAUUGUCUUCCAUUGUUUCAAUACGUGGAAUGUUCGCCUGACCAGAAAACACGUGGGUUGCCAAGUAGUGUGAAGAUAUCCGGCUACUAGGUUGCAUUGAAAUGGAAUAUGCUCAAAGUCAAUCCCCGAAGCAGGAGGUGGAUGUAGGCACGAUGAGCAAGACUCCCCCUAACAGAAGAGGGAUUACAUUUGAGGUGGGAGCAACGCUAGAGGCCAGAGAUACCCUAAAAAACUGGUAUCCGGCCAACAUAGAGAAGAUCGACUAUGACGAGGAGAAGGUUCUGAUCCACUACCGCCAGUGGAGCCACCGCUACGACGAGUGGUUCGACUGGACCAGCCCCUACCUGAGACCUAUAGAGAGGAUCCAGCUAAGGCGACAGGGACUGCUGGACGACUGUCCUAUCCCUGUAAGAGAAGGAUUUCAUGUGAAUGACAAAGUCCUCGCCAGUUGGUCGGAUUGCCGCUUCUACCCUGCCAAGGUGUUGGCAGUCAAUAAAGAUGCUUCGUACACCGUCAAGUUUUAUGAUGGGGUCGUCCAGACCGUGAAGGGGAUCCACGUGAAGCCUUUCGUCAGAGAGAGAGGAGGACGGAAACCUCGGUCUACUGAGAGGAACGAGGUCAGGAAGCCCCAGAAUGCCAGGGACAGGAGGCCUCACGAGAACGGCCCUAAGAGCAAAAGGGCCAGGCGCAGUACCUCGGACCAGGAGGGGGACAGCGAAACGGGGGAGGAUAACGACGACGAUGAUGACGAAUGGGGCGAGAGGGAGGGGGAGGAGAAGCCCAAGACUAAGGACAGCGAGGGCGACGUGGCCAAAGAGAGUCCAACCGCCAUUAUGCAGGAGGUGGAUACGGUGCCGAGCGCGGAGCAGAAUGCCAGCGGUCACACGGCGGGCACAGUGGACCUGAAUGGAGUGAAGGUGGAAGAGGACGAAGGACACCGUGAGGAGGGGGCCAUUCACUUCAAUGGAGAGGUGAAGAAGGAAGAGGUCGAAACGAAAACUGAGGACAAAGUCCUGAGCUCGCCCAAUGAAAGCAAGCCUUCCGCCGAGUCAACCAAUCAGGUGUCGAUAAAGGUAGAUCCAGUGCCUGUCACAUCACCCUCGGCCUCGUCCACGAAUGAGACGGCGGGGCAGGAUGCAGCCAGCCAACCGGAGAGCUCCGCGCCUGCGCCACCGACGCUCCCGGUGAAACCUGUAAGGAAGCAGGGUUUCCACAACCCCAACAGAUUCAGUCGGGAGCCACUGUACAGAGUGAUCAAAAACCAGCCCCCCCCUGUCCUGUCCAUCAACUUGGACCACAACCCGUUUAAAUGCAGCGCUGCCGGCUGCCCCAAGUCGUUCCGCAAGGCCAAGCUGCUACACUACCACAUGAAGUACUACCACGGAGAGGAUCAGCAGCUGGAGGAGGACCUCAGUCCCACCAGGAGCGUCCAGACCCGGGCCUCGGAGAAGCACCCCUCCCCUACCACCCUGGAGAGCCCUAAGAGGCGGCGCACAAUCUCCGCCUCAAUGCACUCCACUGUGCAUAGUCCGACAAGAAGUCCCCCGUCGCCACGUAGCGAGGCCAAGACGAUGGGCAGACGCACGUCAGCGCCACCUGCUGGCAAUCCCCAGAGCCAGCACCAGAGGGCACUACUGAGGGAGAAGAGCAAAGAGAACCAUCUGGACAGGAAUGGACAGAGGGCCGUGGGGAGAGAGAGUACUGAAAGAAGUGGCAUGGACAUAGGACUGGUAAAAGACCAAGACCGGCUGAAGGAGAAGAAGCAGAGGGACUUCCUUCGCAUUAAACUCAAGAAGAAGAAGAAGAAGAAGAAGGCCAAGUCUGAGGACACGGGUAGUGAGGAGAAUAUUGACAUCUCCGUAUUCGCUCUUCAGUCCAAAUUGAAUUUGCCAUUCAAAUUCCCCCUGUCACACAAUCACAAACCUGAGUCGUACCACUGCAGGCCUGGAGUCAGCCACUCAGAUCAGAUACACGUGGAUGAUGAGGAUAGCAUCAGUGAUUGGUCCACUGACAGCUGUGGGUGGAGCGAUGACGAGCUUGAGGCUGAGCUGGGCGUUAACAUUCCACCCCUGAAUCUGGGCUCUGUUGCCUUGGAGACGGGCAGUCAGGAGAUUGUGCGUUGCGUCUGUGAGGUGGAAGAGGAGAACGACUUCAUGAUACAGUGUGAAGAGUGUAUGUGUUGGCAGCAUGGGACUUGCAUGGGCCUCCUGGAGGAGAACAUCCCCGACAAAUACGCCUGCUACAUCUGCAGGGACCCACCAGGUCAGAGGCAGAGCCUACGCUACUGGUACGACCGUGAUUGGCUGAGCAGUGGUCACAUGUAUGGUCUGUCCUUCCUGGAUGAGAACUACUCCCACCAGAACGCCAAGAAGAUCGCAGCAACACACCAGUUGCUAGGUGAUGUGCAGCGGGUGGUGGAGGUGCUUAACGGGCUCCAGCUGAAGAUGAGCGUCCUACAGACCCAGACACACCCAGAUCUCCGCUUGUGGUGCCAACCCUGGAAGAGGGUCGAGAGGCCCUGGAGGAAGGGCGGAUCAGGGACUGGCACUGACACGGCACCGUCUCCCGCGCCCACGGACGACGGCUCGGAGAGGGACCACAAGAGCCUGAUGUCGGUCGCCAUGGAGAAGCUCAGCCGAGCUUCGUCUUCGUCCUCCUCUUCGUUCUCCCCCUACCAGUCGUUCCAGGACUCGUACAUCAUGAGCGAGCACUGCUACCAGAAGCCGCGGGCGUACUACCCGGCAGUGGAGCAGAGGCUGGUGGUGGAGACCACACGGAGGGGCUCUGAGCUGGAGGACAGUCUGAGGAGUACCGAGGAUCUCCUGGAGAGGGAGCAGCGUUACGGAGGCAUGCUGGAGACAGGCCGCCCCAAAACCCACACACACCUCAACCCACGCACCAAGGGUUCAGACGCUGGUCGUUGGGGCCAGGCGGAGGUGAGGGUGGAGGAGGGCGUGGGGGGAGAUGUAGACGGCACCGGCCAGCAGCACCAGUGGCAGAUCAACCUCCUGGACCACAUCGAUGCUGUGCAGGACGAGGUCACUCACAGGAUGGACUUCAUCGAGAGGGAGCUGGACGUGCUGGAGAGUUGGCUGGACUACACGGGGGAGCUGGAGCCCCCAGAGCCCCUGGCCCGUCUGCCUCAGCUCAAAAACCGAAUGAAGCUGCUGCUCAGCGAGCUGGCCACAGUCCAGGAGAUCGCCCUGUGCUGCUCCACAUGAGGGCGCCACCGAGCAGUUGGACGACCGCAUCUGUAGGCCGACGGGAGCACUCUGAGAGGCGGCGCAGUCGAAUGCAGCACUAACCGCUCUUUCUACGGCAUGGGAGUGGGGUAGGACUGAGGAGUUAUCAGUCAUCGUCAACAUGGAACCAGACUCAAGGCCAAGACCAGAUCUGAUUCUCCAGGUGCAAGCUUGGGCCAGCUGAGGAGAAAUGACAGGAUAGUUGUAUUCAGAUGCACGUUCAGUGUUCUGUAGACUGGAGCGCCAGUCAGCUCGGUUAAAAGACCAGAGAAUGAAAGUGUGCUGUGCAGUGUCAUGGUCAGUGCUGUAGGUAGUGGAGUCCAUACAAGACGACAAACAGGAGGUGACGGUCAUAUGGGUUCGAUGGUGCAAAGCGGCAUCAUAUUAAUGCUUGGGGUGUCAUUUGGAGCUUGCUGUCAUGUACUCAACAAAUUGCUGAACUGUACUGUGUAUUGAAGACCUCACCUGAACUUUCUGUAACUGACAGAACACUUUCCAUUAAGCCAUAUUUUGCAACCUAUUUUCCUUUAUCAAUAUUGUAAAGUACUUAGUAUUUGAUCGUCUCCCAUUGCAUAAUGUUUUCUGAUCAUGUGGACUGUUUUACAGAGCACAACCUUAAUAAGGUUUUCAAUAGGGAAAUAAAACUAUAUUAUUAUAUAAUGGCACUGUAUAGAUGUGUACUUUCUGAUGUCAUACAGGGAAUUAUGUAAAAUGCUAGUCAAAGAUUGGUCUCAUUACACACUGUGAUUUUAUUUUCCUCGUGGAUCAGAGGCAAUACUGUUAGUGUCUGUAUUACUAUACGAACAGUAUCACACAGUCUGAUGGCCAGAUUCAGUUCACAAUAUGUUCACGUUUAAACAGGGUUUCUUUACAAAGCUAAAUUCACAGUUUGGUUUUCGCUGCUGAACGUUUCCACUCAUUCCUCAGUGUCAACAUGUCAGCCAUGUGCCAGAUCGUAUAUGACACCUGUGAAGGUAGUUAACGUUUAACUGUUCAGGUCAUAUGAUGGAGUAGUUUGGUGCCCAAAGGACCAGGUGGUUACUUGACACACAACCAUUGGUUGAUACAACGCCUGCCCUGUGCAUCCAGUCAGACAGCAACUCAACCGUGAACUUUGACUCACUGUAACCUUUUGCUUACCCCAAAUAUUUGUGGAGAAGUCGGCUUCUCAUAAUUUUCUGCUCGGUUCUCAGUCUUGUUAGGUUUAUUUUCUCAUUGUUUCACCUGUACUGUUUACUUGCAAUAUUUUGUAUUAUUUUGUGUAAAUACAUCUGAAUGUUAUUUUCUGGCAAUGGUAUUGUUAACAAUGUCUUCUUUAAACAUAGUCCUCCAAAAAGAACCAUACUAGAGUCAGUCAGGUUAACGGUUGAGAUUUUUUGUUUUAUACUUACAGAUAUGCUGGUCCAUAAAUAAACUACAAUCUCUCUCUG
Messenger RNA from Esox lucius (northern pike), 5068 nucleotides. It is a transcript of the gene phf20a, whose product is annotated as PHD finger protein 20, a. The transcript has 19 exons. Gene Ontology annotation, biological process: regulation of transcription by RNA polymerase II. The record is from RefSeq and is a predicted model, not a curated record. NCBI's taxonomy places the organism in Eukaryota, Metazoa, Chordata, Actinopteri, Esociformes, Esocidae. Bases 498 to 3617 code for a protein of 1039 amino acids. Gene Ontology annotation, cellular component: MLL1 complex; nucleus; NSL complex.